Molecule: messenger RNA, 1578 nt
Organism: Caenorhabditis bovis
Lineage: Eukaryota; Metazoa; Nematoda; Chromadorea; Rhabditida; Rhabditidae
Source: the annotation of a GenBank genome assembly
AUGUCGUCGAUACGUGCCAUUCUCAUAUUGUUGGCAAUCAGUGUCGAAUGUCUUCUCGCCGAUUUGCCGUCGUGCUCGCGCGCCAAAUGUGUGCAUUGCGCUGUCGAUUUCAUCGCGCGAAUGUGUCCGACGGCGUGCGCCGGAUGCAACCGACAGAUCGCACCGCCACAAUCGCCGCAGCCGGUCGUGUACAACACUCAACCGCAAUUUGGGCAGUCUGUCAACACGAGGCAGGUGUCGAAUGAGGGAGGAGCUGUCUAUCAGCAGCAGAGACCUCAACAGUACUACCAGCAGCAGCAGGCCGGAUUGCACCUUCCCGUGCAACAGCAGCCGAUUCAAUUCGCCGCGCCCAACUACCAGCAGCCGGCCAUUCCAUACCCACAGCAGCAGCAGCAAGCACCGAUUCAGACCGCCACACUUGCGCCGUUGGUGCAGCCGCCAAAGGUGUCGACACUCGAUCAGACGCUGUCGAGCCGUCCCGCCGAUCUUGCGCAACCGUUGCCCGAGUAUAACGCCGCCGGCGGCGGUGUUGUCGCUCAGCUGCCAUCGCCGCAGGCACCGCAAUUGCCCGCGUUCCCGCAACCCGCCUACAAUCUAUUCAAUCAGCCCAAUCCGUUCCAGCUUCCGGGACAACAACAACAACAACAGCAGCCGCAGAGUGCGCUUCUCAAUCCGUUCCAGCAAUUCAUGCAGCCUGGCGCCAAUCCGUUGGACCUGUUCAAUUUGUUCAAUCUCAACGGCGCUCAGCCAUUGGCGCAAGCCGCCAACACCCAACAAUACGGUCAGGUUCAGCAUCAGGGCAAUUAUAGUCCGCCGCCGCCGGUCGUGCAGCAGCCGCAGCAGCAACUCACCGUCGAGCAGCAGCAGAAGCAGUACCAGCAACAGUAUCAGCAAUACCAGCAGCAGCUUCAACAGUACCAACAGCAACAGCAGCAGAGACAACAGCAGACCUAUCAGCCAUAUCAACAGCAACAGUAUAGCUAUCAGGGUCAGCAGACGUAUCAGCAGACCUACCAGCAACCACAGCAACCACAACUCCCAGUUGUCCAGCAAACCCAACAACCGCAGGCAGCCAAGCCAGCAGCACCGCUUCCAAAGCCAGCCGCCGCCGCCGCCGCCAGCGUCGACUCGCGUCCGGUCAGCUUCGUGAAGUACGUCGAUCCCGGCAAGGGCACCCCGUUGGCGGCCGCGCAAUGCCCCCGACAACCCGGAUGGCAGCCGUGCAUCACCAAGCAGGUCGCCAACGAUCGAUUCAAGAAUUGUUGCGCGCGUCUCGGCGAGGGUUGCGCGCCGUUGUGCGAAUACGACGCGACACUAGCGACGAUGCAAUUGGCGGUGCUCACCGGCCGUUGUCCGCUCAACAAAGUCGGCGACGUGAUGAUCUGCGCGUCCGGCUAUCAAGACGCCACCCAGUGUUGCGAAGCCUAUGGUGUGUUCGAGCCCGGCUACGAGCACUGCCGACCCUAUUGUAAUCCGUCGGCCGGCCUUCCAGAAGGCGGACUUCUCACCGAAAAGUACAAGUGCCUCGUGAAGCUCUCGCACAUUCAGCAAUGCUUCUUCGUCUCGCAAAAGCCAUAA